Rotaria sp. Silwood1 is the source of this 85-nucleotide messenger RNA. The record is from the annotation of a GenBank genome assembly. NCBI's taxonomy places the organism in Eukaryota, Metazoa, Rotifera, Eurotatoria, Philodinida, Philodinidae.
AGAAUAUUUAACGGAUGAACCACGGCUACCACGUGUUCGUCGACCACCUGCUAGGUUUAUUGCUGAUACUACGUUGAUACCAUAA